UGGGUGCUACUCUCCAUGCAUCAAUACGGCUUUCAUUCUGCCUCAGAGGGCCAUGAUGGAGACUGUACAAAAGGACCACUGGUACUUCAUGGUACUACUCGUUUUUCUCCUGAUUCUCAAAGUGUCCAUUCAGCAGAGCGGCAGUGUUGCCACAGUGAAGCUGGGGGAGGGAAUGGUCCUUGGAUGCGUGUGUCCGUGGGACGGGAACCUCAGCAUGGUUUCCUGGACCAAACUGAUCCGGUUCGAGAAGGCGCCUGUAGCCGUGUACCAUCCUGAAUAUGGAGUGUACAUUUCCCCGCCUUAUCAGACGAGGAUCCGGUUCCUGAAGACCACGCCCAUGGAUGGCAGUGUCACACUCAGGAACGUCAGCCAGGAGGACGCAGGGCUCUACCACUGCUCUGUUCAGACCUUCCCACAAGGGUCCUGGGCCAUUGACAUACGAGUGGAGCUGGACCCAGGAACUGUUGAGGAGGAAACCGGAGUUGAAGAAACUAACAUCCACCUCAAUGAAACUCAUCCAGAGGUGAUCAAAGCAGACACUGAACUCACCGCAGAGAGGAGCGAGAACCUCACCAUCAGCUGCAUCCACCAGCACAAUGGGAGCGUGUACCGGGUCACGCUGGAGAAGCUGGACCGUGGCGGCACCGGUGGCGGGGUGUUGAUGGCGCUGUGUCAGCUGAAGGACGGAGGUCUGUUUGAAGUCAACUACACGGACCGGGGGGUUGUGAACUGUUCACGGCGGCUGGACGCCGAUCUGCAGCUCGAUGGUGUGACGGAGCAAGAUGGAGGGUUGUACCGAUGCCGCUUCAGUACGGACGCCGGGGAUCUGACCACCACCGUGCGGCUGACAGUGCCACGUCAGGUUACCUUAAGCCUAUCUGUGAAUCUGCUCUAUAUUACUGGAGCAGCUGGAGUCUUACUACUGCUGUCUUCCAUCUCACUGGUACUGGUUCUGUGGAAGAGAAAGAAGAGGAUAGAGAAGUACGGAUCGAAACUGCAUCCAGCUCAGAGACGGCUUUGCAAUGCGUACGAGAACGUUCCUGUGUAUGACAGGAUGUGGAAGGGUACCAACCCAGGAAGAGAGAUGCCAGUAUACGCCAACAUACGCACUGCGCAUCCUCCCGCUAAGAGAAAGCGAUAGGGAGCAGUGCUGUUAC
This is a messenger RNA of Esox lucius (northern pike), 1157 nucleotides long. It is a transcript of the gene cd226, whose product is annotated as CD226 molecule. The coding region runs from base 53 to 1141 and encodes 362 amino acids. Gene Ontology annotation, biological process: positive regulation of mast cell activation; positive regulation of Fc receptor mediated stimulatory signaling pathway; positive regulation of type II interferon production. Gene Ontology annotation, cellular component: external side of plasma membrane. Lineage: Eukaryota; Metazoa; Chordata; Actinopteri; Esociformes; Esocidae. The transcript is spliced from 6 exons. The record is from RefSeq and is a predicted model, not a curated record.